Symbiodinium necroappetens is the source of this 1402-nucleotide messenger RNA. The record is from the annotation of a GenBank genome assembly. NCBI's taxonomy places the organism in Eukaryota, Dinophyceae, Suessiales, Symbiodiniaceae.
GUUGCACGUUCAUCCCGGCUUUGCUGAAGCCAUUCUGGCCCUCACCAAGGUUCCCUCGGCGAAGUUGAACGCUCUCGGAAUGGAGUGGGGCAGUGCGGUUAUCUUCACGUGCUCCAAGGCCCUAUGCAUGGCUGGUCAGGGUAACAACAUCACCAAGAGUAGCAUCGGACGGGAAAUGACAUUGUCACAGACGACUGCAGCAAUGCUUCCAGCAAUCCGGCCAGGACUUUGCGCGGAGGACUGCGAGCCAGAGAUUGGUGUUUGUUCUGCACUUGUCGGUUGUGGGUGCGUCGCCAAGCAAUGGCCGCUGAUGGAUUCUAUGGAGGGCACAUCUCCACGAGUGCAUCAUUGCCAAACUGCUGCAAAGCGCCAGAGAACCGACUCACCAACAGAAAAGAGAUGUGCAGCUUUCAAUCAGUUGUUCGGCCUCCUUGUUGACUGGGAGAGCUGUCGGAAAGAAUCCGCGCUCAAACAAGACCCUAUAUCACAUGGCAAAGAGAGCCCAGCGGUCCUGGCAGAUGACCCGAACCCGCAGACCGGCAGCGCCUUCUACAAUGCUGUCAUGACCGUUCACCACUACUCUGCUGACUCCGUUGUAAAGGAAUUCCAGUCUCACGAGGUGCAGCGUGGCAUCGCGAACCGUUUUCACCGCACCGAGGCCGUGGAAAGCAAGUUCGGAGAUGACCGGUUCUUGUACAUCACUCUCAGAGUCAAGGAAAGGGGUUCAGAUGACCUCAGCCACGCCAACCUCGUGAGGUAUUUGAAGCCUUUUUCAUGGUUGGGUCGCAGGUGGGAGCUGCUGGCCUUUAAGGGGAAGAAGCGAGACAGGAUGCAGGAUGACCAGCCGGAUGCAGAGCAAAAGUAUGUGUUCUUUGCAACUUCGCCCUGGGAGAAAGAGCGAGAUGAAGUGUUGCGAAUGUACCGUGGCUUGCCGGAUAUUUGGAAUGCGGCUCAACAGCACGAGCUUGCAGCAGCCAGCUUUCCGAACUGCACGGCCGAUGAGGCUCGAAGAGAGCUUGUGCCAAAGUGUGCUGAACUCAAGCUUCUGGCAGAGUCAGCAGCUAAGUACAACAAGCGCUUGUUACUGGGCUUCUCCAGCGCCACAGGAACCAUUGUGUGCAGAGCGGAUCAGAUCCGUGAGGUGCCGGACCUUGUAAGUCGUAGGGGUGAAGUGCUGACGGAUGGCUGUGGGCGGAUCGGAAUGAAGCUUGCGCAUCGGAUUGCUAAACACCUCGUUCUGGUGGACAUCCCGGCUGUCUUUCAGAUCCGCCUCGGAUCAGGUAAGGGGCUCCUUCAGGUAGACUUAGGCUUGGGUGAUGCGGACGGCCUCUAUCUGUCGAAGAGCAUGGUGAAAUGGCUCAACGAUUGGACCACCUGCUCCGAGGAAGACCGCCGAAUAGAG